Messenger RNA from Jaculus jaculus (lesser Egyptian jerboa), 1030 nucleotides. RefSeq names its product zinc finger MYND-type containing 19 (gene Zmynd19). The record is from RefSeq and is a predicted model, not a curated record. The transcript has 6 exons. Lineage: Eukaryota; Metazoa; Chordata; Mammalia; Rodentia; Dipodidae. The coding region runs from base 93 to 776 and encodes 227 amino acids.
GCUCCGAAGCGCGGCCGGUCUACGUCCCUGUCCGGCUUGGCCCGGCGCCUCUCGAGGGAGCGGCGCCGCCGGCCGAGAGCGCAGGCCCGGCCAUGACCGACUUCAAAUUGGGCAUCGUGCGGCUCGGCCGGGUGGCCGGCAAGACCAAAUACACACUGAUAGAUGAGCAAGACAUCCCAUUGGUGGAGAGCUACUCCUUUGAGGCUCGAAUGGAAGUAGAUGCUGAUGGAAAUGGUGCUAAGAUAUUUGCAUAUGCCUUCGACAAAAACCGAGGAAGGGGCUCAGGCAGGCUUCUUCAUGAGCUGCUGUGGGAGCGGCACAGGGGAGGUGUAGCUCCUGGCUUUCAGGUGGUACAUCUCAAUGCUGUGACUGUGGACAAUCGCCUAGACAACCUGCAGCUGGUGCCAUGGGGCUGGCGUCCCAAAGCCGAAGAGACCUCUAGCAAACAGAGGGAGCAAAGCUUAUACUGGCUUGCAAUCCAGCAGCUUCCCACAGACCCCAUAGAAGAGCAGUUUCCUGUCCUGAAUGUGACCCGGUACUAUAAUGCCAAUGGGGAUGUGGUAGAAGAGGAGGAGAAUUCCUGCACCUACUAUGAGUGUCACUAUCCUCCCUGUACGGUGAUCGAGAAGCAGCUUCGGGAAUUCAAUAUCUGUGGGCGCUGCCAGGUGGCCCGGUACUGUGGCUCCCAGUGUCAGCAGAAGGACUGGCCUGCCCACAAGAAGCACUGUCGGGAGAGGAAGCGUCCCUUCCAGCAUGAGCUUGAGCCAGAGCGAUGACGGGCAGAAUUGCUGCCACUGCUGCAGGUUCAAGGAUUCCAGCUCUUCCAUGGGCACAGCGGAAGAUAGACUGGCAGUUGAACCUGGAGGUGCCAAAGAAGCCAGUGGUGGAUCCCGAACAGCUGCCAUGAGACCCCAUAGCACAUGCAGCUUGUGGGGACAGUGCCCCUCCAGUGUUCAUCUCCAGCAGAGACAAUGGGGAGGCUCCCCAGGACCUUUCUCAUUAUUUAUAUGUUAAUAUGUUUGUAAACUCA